AUGGUUCAAGGAGGUCCGUCACGGAGACUGUAUAAGCGGAACCAUGAUCAACAUUGGAGGGAACAACAAGUCGUAUUUCCUGUUGUCCCUGGAGGCCCCCAAGAAGAACGACCAGUAAUUAUUACCGGCAUCUUCGGCCACUACCGGACAGAUUAUAUGUUUAUAGAUCCGGGAAUCUCGAUGGACAUCAUAUACGAGCAAUGCUUCAAGCAGCUUGAUCCAGAAGACAAAGCACGUUUAGAACCGGUUGAUUUUCCUCUCACCGGAUUCUGCAACGAAGCUGUAUUCCCAUUAGGACAAAUAGCUUUCCCUGUGACUCUAUCGGAUGGUGAGCAUUCACGAACAGUCACAGUAAAUUUUAUGGUCAUGCCGGCCACAUCACGACAUGAUGUCCUGCUUGGGAGAAGGUUACAAAGAGAAUUUAGCAUGAUCACCUCUAUCCCACACGCUGCGUGCGGAUUUCCAACAGAGACUGGAGUAGCAAUUCUGUACUCAAGCAAGGAGGUCAUGUACGUAGAUGACGAACCACCGGUAAAGGUAGCCAAACCUUCAGCAUCAAAUGAACUGGAGAAAUGGGUCCUGAACAACGAAUAUCCGGAACAGACCAUCCUGCUAGGACACGCCAUUUCACCAACAACACGGAAACAAUUAAAAGAGUUGUUGACCAACAACAAAGAUAUAUUCGCAUGGUGCCCAACAGACAUGACGGGGGUUCCACGCGACAUAGCGCAACAUUGCUUGAAUAUCAAACCAUCAGCAGAACUUGUUGCUCAGGGGAAGCGUAGCUUUAGUGAAGAAAAAGCGAAAGUCAUGGACGAACAGGUAACAGAAUUACUCAAUGCGGGAAUCUUACGCGAAAUCAAAUACCAUACAUGGGUUGCCAACCCAGUAAUGGUACAGAAACACAGUGGCGGAUGGAGAAUGUGCGUCGACUUCAAAGACCUGAAUAAAGCGUGCCCAAAAGAUUGCUACGCACUUCCCGAGAUAGACAAAAAAGUCGACUCUCUAGCGUCAUUCAGAUGGAAGUGUUUUCUUGACUGCUACAAAGGCUAUCAUCAGGUCCAGAUGAAGGAAGACGACGAAGAUAAAACUGCAUUCCGCACAGACAAGGGCAUCUUCUGUUACACUAAAAUGCCCUUUGGCUUGCGCAAUGCAGGCGCAACUUACCAACGCUUGAUGGACGCAGUUUUUAGAGGCGACAUUGGCAAGACAGUCGAGGUAUACAUGGAUGACCUCGUCAUCAUGAGCCACGAGGAAGACACAAUGCUCAACAAUAUUCAGCGCACGUUUGACUCUUUGCGCAACGUAAACCUGAAACUGAAUCCAACAAAAUGCUCUUUCGGCAUGGAGGAGGGAAAAUUUUUGGGCUUUAUAGUCACAAGAGAUGGGUUUAAAGUGAAUCCAGAAAAGGUCCAGGCCAUUCAGCUAAUGCCAUCACCUGCAACGAUCAAAGAAAUGCAAAGACUCGCCGGGCGCUUAGCGGCCUUGAACAGAUUCUUGGCUAAUCAUGCGGCAAAGUCUUACCCAUUCAUCAGCACGCUGCGAAAUUGCGCAAAGAAAACCGACUUUCAGUGGACACCCGAAGCGGAAGCAGCAUUCAAACAAAUGAAAGAAUAUUUAAUUCAGCUACCAACGCUGACUGCGCCAAAAGAAAAAGAACCAUUGAUUUUAUACCUGUCUGCUGCAGAAGUAGCGGUAGGUGCAGUAUUGAUGGUAGAGCGAGAAAACAUUCAGACUCCAAUUUACUAUAUAAGUAAGAUGCUCACCGGCCCAGAAACUCGUUACUCGAUGAUAGAGAAACUAGUCUUAGCAUUACUACAUGCAACACGACGCCUACGCAGGUAUUUUUCGGGCCAUGUCAUCACAGUUCUCACCAAUUAUCAUUUAGGCCAAAUCUUAUCGAAACCCGACGUGGCGGGAAGGAUGGCUAAAUGGGCUAUUGAUCUGGGGGGAUAUAAUAUCUUGUAUAGACCAAGACCAGCAAUUAAAGGGAAAGUUCUAGCAGACUUUGCCACAAAAGUUCCCAUCGACAAAGUUCAAGAGUGCGAGGCGAUCCAGAACCCUAUUCCUGUUUUCGAUGAUAGGGUAUGGACCCUACACACAGAUGGAGCUUCAAAUGACGACGGAGCCAGCGCAGGCCUUCGAUUAGUCAGUCCCGAUGAUCACGAACUUACAUAUGCUAUACGCUUGGAUUUCCGAAGCACAAACAACGAAGCCGAAUAUGAAGCAUUCUUGGCAGGUCUCCGCUUAGCACUUAAAAUAGGAGCAAGGAACCUUGAAGCCAACGUCGAUUCAAAGCUAGUGGCCGAGCAAGUUAAUGGCCAUUAUGAUGCUAAAGGAGAAGCUAUGGCAUUAUACCUUGAACAAGCGCGAGCAUUAAUCAGCCAAUUCCAGACAUUCAGGGUUAAUCAUAUAAACAGAAGUGAAAACAAAUAUGCGGACGCAUUAAGCAAAUUGGCCGCGACUAGCUUCAAACACUUAGCAAAAGAAGUGCGCAUAGAGGUACUAUCCAAUCCCUCUGUUCCUCUCAAACAAGUCAACAUCAUAGAGAUCGGCAGUCCGUCAUGGAUGUCCCCGAUCAUUUCGUACCUUCAGCACGGGAAACUCCCGGAAGAAAAAUCAGAAGCCAGGAAAAUUCAGAAUAAAGCAAUAAACUACGAAAUGGCAGACGACAUUCUAUACAGAAAGACAUUCAUGGGACCAUUGCUCAGGUGCGUUGACAAGACAGACGCACAAUACCUAAUCAGAGAAAUCCACGAAGGAUUAUGCGGAAUACAUGCUGAAGAUCUUCAAAAAUGGUUCAAAGAAAUAAAGAUCGAACAUCAUUUUGCCUCCGUCGCCCACCCACGAGCAAACGGUCAGGUAGAAAGUAUAAACAAACAGAUCGUUGAUGGUAUAAAAGCGAGACUUGGGACAGCGCGCAGGGGAUGGGUUGACGAACUCCCCAGCAUCCUAUGGGCACAUCGAACAAUGCCAAAGACUAGCACGGGAGAAACCCCAUUUAGCCUGGUUUACGGGUCAGAAGCGGUAAUCCCAGCCGAAGUUGGUCUUCUAUCACCGCGCAUGAUAGCCAUAGAGAAGCAGAACAGUGAGCAAGAGCGAAGAAUGGAUUUAGACCUUCUUGAAGAAAGGCGCGAGAAUGCCGCCAUCACUGAAGCAAGGUACAAAUCCAAACUCGAAAAAUAUUACAAUGCACGCGUACGCGUAUGUACCUUUGUCCCCGGUGAUUUUGUCUUGCGCGACAAUGAAGCAUCAAAUGCGGAAAAACCGGGCAAAUUAGCCCCAAGAUGGGAAGGGCCAUACAUCAUCAAUGAAGUCCUAGGCAAGGGGGCAUACACCCUAAAAAGGAUUGACGGGACUCUAGUUCCCCGCACCUCGAACGCACAGCAGCUGCGCAGGUGUUACAUGUAG
Messenger RNA from Helianthus annuus (common sunflower), 3411 nucleotides. RefSeq lists its product as uncharacterized. Lineage: Eukaryota; Viridiplantae; Streptophyta; Magnoliopsida; Asterales; Asteraceae. The record is from RefSeq and is a predicted model, not a curated record. Gene Ontology annotation, molecular function: RNA-DNA hybrid ribonuclease activity; nucleic acid binding. The transcript has 2 exons. Bases 1 to 3411 code for a protein of 1136 amino acids.